UUUCCAACAACUGCGGAAAAAAAACAGCACAAAUUUAAUUCGUAAUAAUACGAAAAAAAUACAAAAUUAUUAACAAAAACUAGAGAAGAAUGCACAACUAAUAAUUAUCUAUCAAUAAAAUUAUAAAUUACACUGCAAAUACAACAUGGAACUCGAUGAUAUAAUUUAUGUCGCUUGUCUGUUGACCUGCAUAGGAGCCGGGAAUUAUGUGAAGAAAAUACCCGAUGAAACCCAAAGGAAAUUCCUUAGUACAGGAUUUGGUCUGUUAAUGGUAUUCCUGGUAUCAGGAUGGCACUUGCAUUGCCUAAUAUCGGCCGGUUUGGGUGCGGCAGCCGUAAUUUAUGUCCACCCUAGCAAAUGCCAUUUGGCGGCCUUUGUUGCCAUGUUUGGUUACUUGAUGUUUUUCCGUUUAAUGGAUUCAUUUGGUUUCUCCGAGCCACCCAGUCAUACGAAUAUGAUACAAAUGAUUUUGACCUUGAAGGUGGCUGGUAUUGGUUUUGAAAAAACUGCCUCUUGGAAGAAACUUCAACAGCGUGAAAAAGAACAAACUGACAAGCAAACCGUUUCGGGAGAAGCUGGUCAAUUGGUUGAAAUUACCGAUUAUGAUGUGGAAAUUCAGUCAAUUAACAUAGUAGAGUUAUUCCAUUAUACUUUCAACUAUAUUGGCAUACUUACGGGUCCCUAUUAUCGCUAUCGCACAUAUCGUGAUUAUUUCGAAACACCUUUCAAAAAUUAUGCUCCCAAUGUACAGGCCACCGUGGAAAAGCUUAAAAGUGCUGGUAUUUAUUGUGCUUUAUAUCUCGUAGCUAAUUAUUUUUAUCCUUUAAGUUACGCCCUAAGUGAUGAAUUCUAUACACAACGUUCCUUUUUCUAUCGUCUAAUGUAUGUGUGGCCCACUUUCUUUAUAUUCCGUAUGCGCAUGUAUACCGGUCUAACGUUGAGUGAGUGUGUCUGUACUAUGGCAGGCUUUGGCGCGUAUCCCGAUGAAUCAGAUGUGGCCAACGGUGAAGGUCCCCGUAAACAAUAUCAGCAUUUGAAACGUGAUGCCGAUAAAAGAACGUAUAACUUUACUUCAAUAGUUAAUACGCGUGUCAUGAACGUGGAGAAAUGCUGGACCUUCCGUGAGGCCAUGAAACAUUGGAAUAUUUGUGUACAAUAUUGGUUGGCAGUGAAUAUAUACAAGUUGUUCCCUAGCAAGAAAUAUAGAACUGCUGCCACACUACUCUGCUCUGCCUAUUGGCAUGGCUUUCGUCCGGGUCAUUAUUUCUGCAUAAUGGGUGCUCCCCUGUAUGUGCCCCUUGAAGAUAUGUGGAAUAGUUUAGUGCGCAAGGACGCCACUGGCCUGCAGCGUCAGAUUAUUGAUGUUUUAUUUUGGAUAUCGAAAUUUUUUGCUUUCAGUUAUUUAGGCACCGCUUUUCUUUUGGUAUCCUUUGGUAAUAUAUGGAAAUUCUAUAGCUCAGUUUAUCAUAUUGGCUAUAUAGGCUGGGCUCUAAUGAUGGCUUUGGGUAUUUAUUUAACAAAACAAAAGAAAUUAGCGGAGAAACGUAGAAAACGAGCCGAAGAACAACAAGCUGGUGGCGAGCACAAAACAAAAGUACAAUGAGUUAACAAUGUAUUUUAACGAAUGUCUUCUAGCAAUAGUCUUCGUUGUUUUUUUUAACAAAUAGCGUUUUAUUUUUUUAUUUUUUAUAUACUUUUUUGUAAACAAACAUUCGCACAAAAUGUUGUUGUUUUUUUUGGUGUCAUUUAAAUUAUAGAUAUUAUAGUUAUUACAGCUUUUUUUUAUACACCUUUUUUUAUAGAGAAUUUAUUAGCUUUUUAGCAGGUUUUGUUUUUGUAUACUUACGUUUAAUUAAAUAAUCAUUAAUGAAUAUUAUUAUUGGCUUAAUUUGUUUGCUUUUGGAAAAAAAAAUAUGUAUAAUUUAUUGUUUAAUUAAAACUAGUCUUUAGGCACUCAAUACAAUACUUUUAUUUUAACACAAUCAUUUGGGUUUGAAAAAAAAAAAUAAUUAUAAAAAUUUUGCCACAAUAACAUAAUAUGUACUUGAGAUACAAAUUUAGUAUAAUUAAUAAACAGCCCUAUUCUGUUAAAGUUCUAAAAUAAAGUUGUUAUUGCAGUAUUUCAUUCUAAAUGCUUUCGAAUAUAAUUUAUUAUAAUUUUUAAUACCCAUUCUACAGAUUAGGGCUGUAGUUUUUCAAAUAUUAAUUAAAUUCUUUUAAAAGGGCUUUAACAAAUUAGUAUUCAAAUUUAUUUCCCUACAAUUUAACUAGAAAAUACAUUUCUAUUCGAUACCAGCUCGAAAUCAGCUUUUAGAUUUAUUUUUUCUAAAAUAUAAAUGCAAUAAAUUUUGUCAAAGUUUUCCUUAUAUACGCAAAGAAAAAGGAACAUUUUAGUUUUAAAAUUUUCUUUACUUAAUUUCUUAAAAAAAAUUUAGUUCAAGGUGGUUGGUAUUUUUCUCCAUCUACAGCUUUUUAAACCUAAAACUAUAUUCUUCAUAGUAAAACAAUUUCUUUAAAUUCUUGUAAAAAGAAGUGGCAAGUAAUCUGUGUAGAAAAAAAAAAACAAAUUUAGAAUAUAUUUUCGAAUAAACUAAAUAUUAAAUUUUUCAAUUUAUGCAUUGUAGACGUCUUUAGUACAGAAGCUUUUGAAAACACCAAAUGUCAUGCAGACGUGGAUUCAUCUGAAAUUAUUAACAUUAUAAAGUAAAUAUAAUUUUGUUAAUUAAUUACUGAAGUCUAAUAAAAAAAAUGUAUUAUUUGUAAAAUUGUUUAAAUUACCUGUUACCAGAGACAUGCGUCUCUUAACAUCCUGUGUAGUAUUGUAAGCGCCACAGUUAACACAUUUUAAACCAAUAAAAUGGAAUUUUGUUUUGGAA
This is a messenger RNA of Lucilia sericata (common green bottle fly), 2876 nucleotides long. Its product is annotated as lysophospholipid acyltransferase 7-like. Gene Ontology annotation, biological process: lipid modification; phosphatidylinositol biosynthetic process. NCBI's taxonomy places the organism in Eukaryota, Metazoa, Arthropoda, Insecta, Diptera, Calliphoridae. Gene Ontology annotation, cellular component: membrane; mitochondria-associated endoplasmic reticulum membrane contact site. Gene Ontology annotation, molecular function: lysophospholipid acyltransferase activity. The record is from RefSeq and is a predicted model, not a curated record.